Acanthosepion pharaonis is the source of this 489-nucleotide messenger RNA. NCBI's taxonomy places the organism in Eukaryota, Metazoa, Mollusca, Cephalopoda, Sepiida, Sepiidae. The record is from the annotation of a GenBank genome assembly.
AUGUUCCUUUCAGCCACUUUUCAUUUAACUUUAGCUUUCUUACUUAAUCUUUCUCUCCUGCUUUCCUUCAUUCUCUCCUGCUUUCCUUCAUUCUCUCCUGCUUUCCUUCAUUCUCUCCUGCUUUCCUUCAUUCUCUCCUGCUUUCCUUCAUUCUCUCCUGCUUUCCUUCAUUCUCCUGCUUUCCUUCAUUCUCUCCUGCUUUCCUUCAUUCUCUCCUGCUUUCCUUCAUUCUCUCCUGCUUUCCUUCAUUCUCUCCUGCUUUCCUUCAUUCUCUCCUGCUUUCCUUCAUUCUCUCCUGCUUUCCUUCAUUCUCUCCUGCUUUCCCUUCAUUCUCUCCUGCUUUCCUUCAUUCUCUCCUGCUUUCCUUCAUUCUCUCCUGCUUUCCUUCAUUCUCUCCUGCUUUCCUUCAUUCUCUCCUGCUUUCCUUCAUUCUCUCCUGCUUUCCUUCAUUCUCUCCUGCUUUCCUUCAUUCUCUCCUGUGGAAAUUAA